CGAACCAAAAGCAAAUGACGCCAGUUGAUCGAGGCUGAAAUUGAGAGAAAAUAAGCAUCUGAAUAUGCGUAAUCGGACGCAAGUCUGAGAUAAACAUAGGAGGAUAAAUCUUUUCUCACUAAACAUGAAGAAGAAGAAUGGCAAACAUUUUCGAUAAUACACAAACUAUGAAUCGCUGCAGACUUUGUUUGGAUCGUCCGGGAGGCAUUGUUCGAAUAGAUGAAGACGUGUUUGGCAGACAUUUAGAAAUGCUUUUCCACGUCCAGUUUCCAGCAAAUGGAUAUCUACCUGAUAACUCGUAUUACUAUACGAGAAUAUUACUCGUUUUAUCAACAAGUUAUUCGAGCACAACAGCUGUUACAAACGGAGAAGGAACGUGUGAUAAGGAAUCGUGUCAAAGCUGAUUCUAUACACCUGAUCGCUAGUGAUGAAGCGAACGAUUCAAAGCAUUACAAUCAUGAUGAAGCCAUCGAAACACAUGAUACUAAAAACAUCCUAUUGAAAAACGGGGAUAGCACAGAUUAUGUGGAUCGAAAACCUGCUGAAGAGAAGAUAAAUAUAAUCACCACUAACAACGAACAUGAUGAACAGAGUCAGGGAAUAAAAGUAGAUGGUAAAAUUGAAUCAUUCGAAGCGAAAAGCCAAUCUAACGUCAAGUGUAAGAGCACGGCAAAUGAUAAGAUAAACGCUUUUAAGAAGCGAAUAGAAGAUAAUGACCGAAUUCGAGAAUUUUUCUUUAUAGUUUGUGAGAUAUGCUCGAAAGAGUUUUCUACAUUUCCACGGCUCCAAACGCACUCUCGCAAAGCGCAUCAUGUUCGCGGAUUCAUCGUUUGCUGCAAUCAAAAGUUUUUCCGCACUUUCCGGGUUCUGGAUCACAUCGCGUUUCACCUAAAGCCCGAUGCUUUUCGGUGCGAAUUGUGUGAAAAAAACUAUCGCAGUCGUUACACACUUCAGGAGCACAACAAAAGCCAUCAUGCUGAGCCAAAGGAGCGCCCAUUUAAAUGCGACCAGUGUCACCAAACGUACGAAAAAAGCUAUCAGCUCAAGUCCCACAUCUCGCGACACAUUCCAGUGCCGUGCCAUCUGUGUGGCAAAACGCUUUCCAGUGCGCAGGCACUACGGGUGCACAUUAGCCAUAUGCACGGUACUGAUGAGAGGCAAAUUUGUGACACAUGUGGCCUACAAUUUCGAACUCGAGCCGCACUCGAACGGCACGUGCGUGGUCACCUUGGGCAGGAGAAGGAGAACGAAAAGCGACAAUGUCCGCAAUGUGAGGUUUGGGUGAGUGGCGGGGCUGGUGGGCUUAAACAUCACACACAAAAUGUCCAUCCGGCCAAGGACAAAGUGUAUGAUUGUGAUAUUUGCCAACGGCGAUGCAAAAACGCUACCACCUUGUAUCAGCACCGUAAAGGCAUUCAUGCUCAGGAUCAGUACGAAUGUGAAUACUGCGGGAAAAGAUUCAAGCGCAAAAUUGGCCUGAAGGAACAUCGGGCCCUACACACCGAGCAAAUGCUAUACUCUUGCAGUGUGUGCGAUCUCAAAACGAACUCGAACGCGAAUAUGUACUCGCACAUUAAACGCAAACAUCCGAUCGAAUGGCAAGAAGCUCAAAAACAGAAACAGUUGGCAGCUGCAGCUAGUGUUGCGAAAUCGGCAUUAAAUGUGAAACCCUUAGAGGUAGAGAGCUGAUAGCAAUGCGAUGUUCCUAUUUAAUAGCACGAAUACAUUCAACUUUAGUCGAAAGUACUUGUAAAUGUGUCCAUGUUACAGGUUUAAAUUUCAAGCCAAAUUCCUCCGAAAUGAAUGCAAAUGAACGCAUUUCGGUUUUCCAUUCUCAUCGUCAGUAGUAGGAUGAAUAUAGCAGAUCAUGGUGAUAUGCAGUCUUUCCCCGAGUUACGCGAAUUUUUAUUUUUGAUAGUUAAUAUGUAAUAUAAGUACAAUUUUCUCCAUCAAUUGUCUAAAGAAAAAUAAUUUGCAUUUUUUUUUUCAAAAAAAUUAAAUCACUCACAAAAGACAGAAAUAACCGAAUUUUCUACACCGAUUGCAUCAAAUAAGUAAUACAUUACAUUAAACUAAAUUCUAUAAAAAAUCAUGAUAAAUAAAGUAUAUUAUGGCUGUAAAAUGCGAUAUUCGAGUUACGCGGAAAUCCGAGUUACGCGAAUGUCUCCGGAACGCAUUAUUCGUGUAGUUCAGGGUUCUCAGGGGGCAAGUUCUUUUAAGUGAACGUGAAUGCACCGAUUCGUUCAUCACACUGACCGUGAUCUCGACGUGAACGUGAUUUCGGUUCUUUAGUUCAUUUAUAAAUAGCAAUACCUUUAAAUCAGUACACUAUUCGAAAAUCGAUAGAACUACAAGUUAAUCGGUAGGUCGGAUAGGUCUGGUCAAUAUGAACAGCAAGCCAAUAUUGACAAUCUAUCAUAUGGCGCUAGAACGCAUUGCGUAGUUUAAAAUCAACCGCUUCUUGUCUUGCACAUGAAUUUGCAGAUGUUUUUUUUCUAUAGAUUUUUUCUCCUUUUUAAAAUAAAAUUUUACACACAAAUCACAAAAUUUCCUAUCCUUCGGAAGUACAAAAAGUUCUAAUUUCCAAAUCCUGAGAGGACAAUAACAAAACGAAGAAAACAGAAUUUUAUCAUAUAAAAAUCUGACUACGUACUUUAAAUGUAAUGUAAAUGCAAUUAACAACAAGAAUGAUGUUCUGUUACUCAUUCAGGGCUGUAAAGAUAAGGAGAGUUAAAACGAAGGAUAUAAUGAUACAAAUCUUGAAACGCACAUAAAAGAAUGGAGCUUGAAAAAAGGCAAUAAUCGUUUAAUUAAUGCAAUGACAGCUUAAUUAAAAAAUGACUGAUAUAAUAGAAGCAUUACUUGGAAACCUCCUCCUAAUGGUUUAACAAAACCUCCCUCAACCACAGAAUAAACUAUUCAAAGACACGCAAUAUUUCAACCAAAAAGUUCACCUACACUUCUUUUUCGAAUGACAUAUUUAUUACAAAUUAUGCGCACAUCCUGUAAAAAAAAGAAACCCGCACAUAAAUUGUUCAGAGAAGAGGAGCUUAAACGAAAACAAACAUUUCCAUAAUGUAGUGUGAUUAAAUGCUUUUAUUUGUUGUAUAUAGCAUUCCAGCAGUUUGUAUAUUCUGUUUCGUUCCAUUUCAUCAAAUAUAUGCAUAUAUGUUAUUUAUGACUAUACGUUAUCUUCAAUGUUUUGCACACUGCCGCAAUAAAAAAAAAAAUAAAUAAGCAAAAGCGAAAUAAUUGCCCACUGACGAACAAUAAUGAUAGCGAAGCAGUUAUAGUGACGCGCGCGCUCACUACUUAAUUGCGCCAUUCAUACAGAUGGAAGUUAUACAAUUUCUUAAUGGCUUAAUGGCAUUAUAUAUGCGUUUUUUUUAAAUGUCCAGCACAACGUAUGUAAUCAUCGAGGAUCCUGACGCAAACAAACUAAAAUGAACAUGAAACAAUUGCGUGGUUUAUUGAGGAUAUUAUGGCACGUGUGUCUUAAUUUGUUCGAACUGUAGCUGUCGAGCGGUCCGCUGCAUUAUGAACAUUGGUAAAAAAGCGAAAACUAAAACACGCUAUGAACAGCUAACUAACCAAAGGAGGUAUGUUUCGAGCGGAACAUGUAUUGAUUUAAAAUCCUAACGACUGAUCUUUCGUACAUAGCGGUUGGGUUGUCCAUUAGCCAAAGUUGAUCUAUUUGACUAGCAUCAACACAUUGCAUUAUAUACUGUAGAAGCAUCCGUCAUGCAAGCUUAUGUGUGCAGUAGCAUGGCUGCAGAAGUUUUGGUUUUAGCUAGUUUCUUAGUACAUUAGUUGUAAGCUCUGGUGUUUUUGUUUAACCGCCAGAUUUACAUUCGUGGUCAUGGUAACAAUACCUGGUGAAGGUAAAUGUAGGAAAAGCUUUACUCCAAAAAGUAUGUUUGUUGGUAAUGAACAUUUUGUUUCCACUGAAGGGUCGCAUUCACAAAUAGACUUGUUUAAAAUUAAUAAUAUUGUUUCAUACUUCGAUUGAGCGAGAGAGAGAGAGAGA
Molecule: messenger RNA, 4027 nt
Organism: Anopheles arabiensis
Lineage: Eukaryota; Metazoa; Arthropoda; Insecta; Diptera; Culicidae
Product: transcription factor grauzone-like
Exons: 2
Coding region: 277-1689 (470 amino acids)
Molecular function (GO): DNA-binding transcription factor activity
Source: RefSeq, a predicted model, not a curated record